AUGGCGGCCGAGACACACGUGGCACAAGCGCAGGCCUUCUUGGAUGGCACCCUCCGGCGAGCUGCGCGGUGGGCAUCGCUCGAGGUGAUCGAGGAGCUUAUUCAACGUGGCUGUCGCCCAGUGCCUAAGUUGGUGCUCGACCUUGUGAAGCGGCCGGAUCCCAUCACUGCACUCAAGGUGAUUAAGCUCCUGGGUGACAAGCAUGGCGUGGACGUCGCCGCCAAGGUCGUGGACCAGUCGGGCGCCUGCCCCCUCUCCUUGGCUGCAAGAAAAGGCCAUCUGGAGAUGUGCCGGUACCUGAUCGAGAAGGGUGCAGAUGUAAACAGGGGCGACCAGAACAAUGAGACGCCUCUUUUCUGGGCCGCCAGCUACCACCAUGCAGAGGUUUGUCAGCUCCUACUCGACUCUGGCGCUGACAACAACCACAUUGACAAGUUCGGCUACUCACCUUUCUGGUGGGCCGUGCAUAAGGGGCAUCUGAAUGUGAUGGAGAUCUUGCUUCGGGAUAGAUCCGUGGACAUGCAAGCCACAAAUGGCUGGACACCACUGUUCAGGGCAACAGCUUCAUCGGCCCAGUGGCUCAUUGCACGCGGGGCCCAGGUGAACCACGUCGACAACGUGCGCAAGCAGACUGCAAUCUUCUUCGCCGUGGAGAGGAAUGACAUGGAGCUGGUGAAGGUCUUGUUGCGGCAUGGGGCCGACAUUAACUUCAAGGACCAGUAUCAGCAGACCUGCCUUUUCUAUGCCGUGAACCUGGGGCACACGGAAAUGACGAAACUGCUUGUCGAAAUGAAAGCAGACAUCCUGUUGAAGGAUCUGGGUGGAAGGACAGCAACAGAUUUUGCCAGGAAGAACGGUGCCCUGCCACGGGCAGAGAGCGCCAUUCGGUAUGUGGAAGCAAUGGCCGAGCCGUUCGAGGACAAGCAAAAGAAGAGAAGAGGACGCCCUGGCCAGGCUUCGCCGAAGAAGGCAGCUGGCCCAGCAGCGGCGGGACGACGGAGCAACCCGCCGCGCGCCUCCACCACCAGGAAGCGGAACGAAAGGCCGGCCAGUCAGCCAGCACAGGGGUCGAAGCGGAAGGACUCCCAGGAAGAUGACAAGGGGCCGAGGAAGAGGUAUCGCUUCGUCCAGGCUGAGACGAACUCCAAGCUGACCUCCAAGCAGAAGAAGUUGCUCCUGCAGCACUGCCCAUUCCUGGCUCGUUAA
Messenger RNA from Symbiodinium natans, 1206 nucleotides. Lineage: Eukaryota; Dinophyceae; Suessiales; Symbiodiniaceae. The record is from the annotation of a GenBank genome assembly.